GGGCGGGGGGGCCGCCCCCCGGUGCUGCCUCGCCAGGCCCGGCUGCCGUCCCCACAGGUGGGGCUGUGCCUCAACCUCCGGAACCUGCCCUGGUUCGACCAGGCCGACGCCGACGCCUUCUUCCCCCGCUGCUACCGGCUGGGCGCCGAGGACGACAAGCAGGCCUUCAUUGAGGACUUCCGGCUCACUGCUGCCCGCAGCCUGCUGAAGGUGGUGCUGAGCAGGGCCGGUGGCCCGCUUGCUCGGGAGGCCGGGGCCAACUCCACACACGAGGGGCCCCCAGAGGCCAGCACAUCCCCUGUGUCCCUGCGGGGGGCUGCCCGGCGGCGGGGCAGCCCGCUCCCCAGGCGGCUGGUGGAGACGGCGCUGCAGGCCUGCGAGGAGCACCUGAACAGCCUGCGGCACCAGGACAUCGACAAGGCGGCAGAGCUGGCCCCAGCUAGGGCAGAUGCCCGCUGGGAGGAGUUCCUGCGUGGCUACUACUGCGUGGUGCACGAGGGGGCACCCCUGGAGCUGUCGCCCGCCCAUGCUGAGCAGUGCCAAGACAUGCUGCAGCAGCUGCGGGAGCUGCUGCCACAGCUGGAGAUGGAGGGGGACCGCAACAUCUGGAUCGUGAAGCCUGGAGCCAAGUCCCGUGGCAGAGGGAUCGUGUGCAUGGCACGCCUGGAGGAGAUGCUGAGGCUGGUGAACUGCGACCCCAUUGUGGUGAAGGACGGGAAGUGGGUGGUGCAGAAGUACAUCGAGAGGCCCCUGCUCAUCUUCGGCACCAAGUUCGACCUGCGCCAGUGGUUCUUGGUUACAGACUGGAACCCGCUCACCAUCUGGUUCUACCGCGACAGCUACCUGCGCUUCUCCACGCAGCCCUUCUCCCUGCACAACCUGGACGCUGCCGUCCACCUGUGCAACAACUCCAUCCAGAAACACUACGAGGCCUCGCUCCAGCGCCACCCGCGCCUGCCUCCUGGCAACAUGUGGUCGUCGCAGCAGUUUCAGGAGCACCUGCAGCAGGCGGGGGCAGGGGCGGCCUGGCAGGAUGUAAUGGUGCCGGGCAUGAAGGUGGCCAUCAUCCACGCUGUGCAGAGCGCACAGGACGUCGUGGAGCUGCACAAGGGCAGCUUCGAGCUCUAUGGCGCUGACUUCAUCUUUGGGGAGGACUUUAAGCCCUGGCUCCUAGAGGUCAAUGCCAGCCCCACCAUGGCAGCCUCCACAGCUGUGACCAGCCGGCUGUGCGCCGGCGUGCAAGCUGACACGUUGCGUGUCGUCAUCGACCGCAGGCACGACCGCACCUGCCCCACCGGCGCCUUCGAACUCAUUUACAAGCAGGCUGCCGUGGACGUGCCACAGUACGUGGGAAUCAGUCUCCUGGUGGAAGGGUCCACAGUGAAGAAGCCAUGGGCUUCAGCCCAAAGGAACUGCAGCAGCAGCCCCAGGCGCAGCCCCCUGGCCUCCACACUGGGCUGUCUGCACGGCUCCCAGCAGCACCCCAGCCCCCGCUGGCCCAAAACUGCUGGGAGCCCCAGGGCUGUGGGACCCCCUGUGCAGCUCAGUGCCGGCGCAAGCAAAGAGGGCAAGGCCCGGGAAAAGGCAGUGGCCAGCAGGGCCUCUGCCCCCACUGACGCCAGGCUGAAGGCACCUGGCAGGCUGAGGCCAGAGCUAGGGCAGAAGCGGCGCUUGGUGCUGCCCAGCGUGGUCACCUCUCUGCCGGGGGACAAGCAGCUGCUGCUGCCAUCCCAGCCCCAGCCCUGCCCCAAGGGCAGCCCCCGGCUGCCAGCUGCCCGCGUGGGGGGGUCCUCCCACCGCCGCCUGCUGCAGUCCUCCUGGGGCAGCUGCAGAAAGACUCUGCAGAGGCCUGUUUGGCAGCCAGGGCAGGAGCUGCAGCCCUGUGUGCGAGGCCUGGGCACCUUGGCAGCAGCUUACAGGCAGCUCCCCUGCCCUGCAGAGUCCCCUGGGCCAGAGGCCCAGCAGGGAUAUGCCCAGGCCAUCCCAUGGGGCAGGGUGCCAGCUGCUCCUGCCCAAGACGGCAGCAGGGACAGGCACCCAUGGGUCCUCUCGACCCCUAAGCUGGGGCCCUCCCAGCCGUGCCCUGUUAGGAGAAGGAAGAAGAGGGACAGGCCACACAGGUGA
Molecule: messenger RNA, 2124 nt
Organism: Alligator sinensis (Chinese alligator)
Lineage: Eukaryota; Metazoa; Chordata; Crocodylia; Alligatoridae
Product: tubulin monoglycylase TTLL3
Exons: 7
Biological process (GO): protein polyglycylation; cilium movement; cilium assembly
Cellular component (GO): cilium
Molecular function (GO): protein-glycine ligase activity, initiating
Source: RefSeq, a predicted model, not a curated record